Messenger RNA from Pangasianodon hypophthalmus (striped catfish), 2149 nucleotides. It is a transcript of the gene nthl1, whose product is annotated as nth-like DNA glycosylase 1. The record is from RefSeq and is a predicted model, not a curated record. Lineage: Eukaryota; Metazoa; Chordata; Actinopteri; Siluriformes; Pangasiidae. Gene Ontology annotation, cellular component: nucleus. Gene Ontology annotation, biological process: base-excision repair; nucleotide-excision repair; base-excision repair, AP site formation. The coding region runs from base 324 to 1808 and encodes 494 amino acids. The transcript is spliced from 6 exons. Gene Ontology annotation, molecular function: oxidized pyrimidine nucleobase lesion DNA N-glycosylase activity; DNA-(apurinic or apyrimidinic site) endonuclease activity; DNA binding.
GUCAACAGACGCUGAAGUAGAUUAGAUUUGCGGAUUGGAGUGGAUUAUUAUAUAACUCUUGGAGACUUUGUGUGGUUCAUUUUACACGUUUAGCUGCUGCUCGGUUGCUAAGUAACUACGUGUGUGACAUGUUCCUGUGUUUAUGUUAUUGUUGUUUUUUUUUUAAUUUAAUUAUUUUUUAUAAUUUUACACAGCAGGAUGUGUAGCUGCCACACAGCCAGUUUGUAAAUAAUAAUAAUUUUAUUUAUUUAUUUAUUUAUUUAUUUUGGCAUGGCUGCUUGGUGCAUGGUGAGUAACUCGACCACUUCCGGUUUAGUGGCCUGAUGUUUUGGGCGGCUCGUGCUGUUUGCGCGUGCACACCUCAGACACACCAACACUCAGGGAAUAAAUUAAUAAUAAUAAUAAUAAAGCCAAUGAAAACGAGCUCGCGAUAUUUCAGCAGUGAUGGAAAAGUCGUGGCAGAUCUUUCACAAGCUGAUACAGCAGCCAGAACUUUCCAGAAAGGAGGAGCACUCAGGAGAUUGAGGUGCAGAAUGGUGGAGGAAAGAAGUUCUGCAGGAAUUAAAGAAGAACCAGAUGAGGAAUGUACCAUUUCUCAAACAGAGGGGUCUCCACAUGGGCACUGUGGUUCAGAAAAGCCAAAAGUCACAGCAGAACCUAAGGAAGACCCUGGGGAAGGCCACGCCCCUUCAAGAUCAUCUCGCACCUUGAGGAGGGGCCACGUUAAAGUGGAGUAUGAAGACAAGGCGGGACUCUGCGUCAAGAAAGAGCGCUGGGAGCCGCCUGAUUGGAGGAGGCAGCUGUCCUUCAUCAGGGAGAUGCGGAGUGGACGGGACGCUCCGGUGGACCAGAUGGGGGCGGAGAAGUGCUACGACCCUCAGGCUCCGCCCGAGGUGAUGCGUUAUCAGGUGUUGGUCUCUCUGAUGUUGUCCAGUCAGACGAAGGAUCAGGUGACGGCUGCAGCCAUGGAGCGACUGCGUGCACACGACCUCAGCGUGACCUCCAUCCUCAAAAUGGACGAGGACAAACUGGGCAAACUGAUCUACCCCGUGGGCUUCUGGAAGACGAAGGCGAAGUAUCUGAAGCAGGCGACGGAGAUGAUCCACCGUGAGUUUGGAGGUGAUAUCCCCGACACGCUGGAGGGUUUGGUGCGUCUGCCCGGGGUCGGCCCCAAGAUGGCGCACCUGGCCAUGGCCAUCGCCUGGAACCGGAUCUCCGGCAUCGGAGUGGACACACACGUUCACCGGAUCUCUAACAGACUGGGAUGGACUCGUGCCACCACCAAGAACCCAGAGGAGACCCGUCGAGCGCUGGAGGAGUGGCUCCCAAGAGAUCUGUGGAGUGAGAUAAACUGGCUGUUGGUGGGUUUCGGGCAGCAGGUCUGUUUACCCAUCUCACCUUUAUGCGCCACCUGUCUGAACCAGGACACCUGUCCCUCCGCCCACACUGCCUCACCAACCCGCAGGCCCAAACCUGGCUCUCCGCUGUCUCCCAGGGAGCCUGCUACACUGCGAAAGAACCCUGAAAUGAAACUGGAGGCGUCGACGCUGCAGAUCAAGGAGGAACCCUUCACCGUUCCUCUCUGUGUGUCUCGUCCACAACAGAAAAGGGACAGGGGCAGAGUGGACGUGCCAGCCAAGGUGACGGAGCCAAGAAAAGACAGGAAAGAGCGAAGAGAUGAAUCGCAGCAAGAGGAUAAGACAGGGGUCAAGACGAGGACGGGAAGGAGAAAGGAAGAGAAGAGAGAUGGAGAGAAGACUGCAUCGUGUCCUCGGGUACAGAGAAGAACCACAGCGCGUAAACGCUGAUAAUAAACCGAAAAUCAUCAGGAAUGAAUCCGAGAAGACAGACGUUAUCCUCGAAUCUUUUCAAAACAAAAGGCAUUUCAGAAAAUAGAAUCUUUUCUCAUAUAUAUAUAUAUAUGUUUUUUUUCUACAUUGUUUUUUUACUUUUAUUAAAAAAAAAAAAGUGAUUAAGAUAGCAUUGAUUUUAUUUUUACACACACACACACACACACACACAGCCAGUGCUUUGUGCCAGUGCUGCACUAAUUUUGCUAAUCAGUAACAAAUCUUUUCCAGAAACAGACAUGCACUCUAACUCCUCAUAUUCACUCUUUUGUAAAUAAAUGAUGGUGCGUAUUUCCAAA